Messenger RNA from Phoenix dactylifera (date palm), 1378 nucleotides. Its product is annotated as expansin-A11. Gene Ontology annotation, biological process: plant-type cell wall organization. NCBI's taxonomy places the organism in Eukaryota, Viridiplantae, Streptophyta, Magnoliopsida, Arecales, Arecaceae. Gene Ontology annotation, cellular component: extracellular region. The record is from RefSeq and is a predicted model, not a curated record.
AACAUAUCCAGCCAUGGCAUCCAAAUAAACAAGGAGAGAAGAAAAAAUAAAAUAAAGCCUUCAACAAGGAGGAGAACAUGGGAGUGAUAAGAUCUCCCAGGGAUAGCAGAGAUAGGAGUCGGCCGAUCAAUAAGGACAAGAAUACUGCCAUUAGAAACCCACAAGUCAUGGGUGCUCUUGCAGCAGUCACAUGUGGUAGCUAGCUUGCUCCAAUGAUGUGCCUUCUCCUCCCUAUUUAAAGACCCAUUGCAACCUCUAAAUUUGGGAGCCAGUUUCGAUCUUCUUUUCCUCUUAGCCAUCUUGGUCUCACUGUGAGAUAUGGAGAUGGGUGCCAAGUUUGGGCUUCUGAUCAUGCUAUCAAUGAGCUGCAUGGUAUUCACCGUCGAUGGCUUUGCGCCCUCUGGGUGGAUCAAGGCCUCGGCGACAUUCUAUGGCGGAAGCGAUGCGUCUGGAACUAUGGGCGGGGCAUGUGGCUAUGGUAACCUGUACUCUGCGGGGUACGGGACGAGAACCGCAGCUCUGAGCACGGCCUUGUUCGACGACGGGGCUGCAUGUGGCCAGUGCUACAAGAUCAUGUGUGACUACCGAGCGGACCAUCGGUGGUGCAGGAGAGGUCUGUCGGUGACCAUCACCGCCACCAACUUCUGCCCUCCGAACUUCGCACUUCCCAAUGACAAUGGCGGAUGGUGCAACCCGCCUCGCCAGCAUUUCGACAUGGCCCAGCCUGCAUGGGAGAAGAUCGGCAUCUACCGCGGUGGGAUUGUGCCGGUGAUCUACCAGAGGGUUCCAUGCAAGAAGCAUGGAGGAGUAAGGUUCGCCAUUAAUGGAAGGGACUACUUUGAACUUGUCCUUGUGACGAAUGUUGCGGGCGCUGGAUCAAUCCAAUCCAUGGCUGUCAAAGGCUCCAAAACUGGCUGGCUGUCGAUGUCCAGGAACUGGGGGGCAAACUGGCAAUCCAACGCUUAUCUUAAUGGCCAGUCCCUCUCCUUCAGAGUCGCAACAACGGAUGGCCAAACCUUGGUCUUUCCUGACAUUGUUCCCUCAAAUUGGCAAUUUGGUCAGACUUUCUCUAGCCGCUUGCAGUUUAAGCUCUAAGGUCCAGAUUUGGAGAGUAAAGAUGGCAGAGGCAUGCUUAAUAUUUUGCUAGAGUUGCCCGCCAUCCUAGUGAUGCUAAUCCGGAGUCGAACCUGUAACUCGAAGCAUCGAAACCUUCAGAUUAACAUUCAUGUUCGCGCUUGUUAAGAGGUCAUUGUUUUCAUUCAGUAAAUAAAGAUCCAGAAGUGCAUGGUAAUGAGAAUAUGUGCUUCAAUGAUCCAUGAUGUACAUCUUCCUAUUUACGAGUAAUCGUAUAUCGCUGUGCCUUGAUAUUUAAUUAGCA